AUGUCGACUUUUCCUCAGAACAACCGUACAUUCCAGAUUCUGGAUGCAGCAGCAAAGGGAGGCUAUGCUGUGGGUGCGUAUAACUGUUACAACGAUGACGGCGUGAUUGCUGUGAUUCGCGCCGCCGAGGCCACCAACUCUCCCGCCAUUAUCCAGCUCUUCCCCUGGACUCUCAAGUUCCAGGGCGAGCAUUUUGUUCAAUAUGUCAUCUCGGCUGCACAUGCUGCCAAGGUGCCUAUCGCUGUCCACCUGGACCACUGUAUCGAGCCCGAGGAUGUCGAAAAGGCCUUGACGCUCCCUUUCGACUCGAUCAUGGUCGACGCGUCGAUUCACGAACCUUCCGAGAACAUUAGACGAUGCAAGGAGAUUGUCCAACGCGCAAACGCAAAGGGUAUUUCCAUUGAGGCUGAAAUGGGACGUAUUGAGGGGGGAGAGGAUGGUCUUCCCACGGUCGAUCUGGACAUGAUUCUCACCACCCCACAGGAGGCUGAGGAGUUUGUUAGGGAGACUGGCGUUCAGUUCCUGGCUCCCUCGUUUGGAAAUGUUCACGGCCACUAUGGCCCCAAGGGCCCUGAAGGGUUCUGGAGACUUCCGCUGUUGAUGGAUAUUCACAGGGCCGUUCCCAACGUACCUCUUGUUCUCCACGGCACACACGGUGUUUCUGACGCGCUCUUCCGCACCUCCAGGCAGCACGGCAUGGUCAAGAUUAAUCUAAACAAAACCGUUCGAGACCCAUAUACCGAUUUCGUGGCGGAGAAGGCUGGCGAACUUGAGCUGACAAUCCUCAAGAUGAAAGGUGUGGAAAUCUACCAGAAGUCUAUAGAGAGAGUGAUGCAUGAGUUUCUCGAGUCGGCGGGUAAGGCUAGCUCUUGA
This is a messenger RNA of Clonostachys rhizophaga, 873 nucleotides long. NCBI's taxonomy places the organism in Eukaryota, Fungi, Ascomycota, Sordariomycetes, Hypocreales, Bionectriaceae. The record is from the annotation of a GenBank genome assembly.